AUGCGUAGCUUCGGUGUGCUUUUAGCCGGACUGGCGCUGGUGUGUGCCGCCAGCGGCUGCGAGGCGUACUCGCUGCACAGCUCUAGCGCCUCCUUGAUGGAAUUCCCGCUCUUCAAGAAAUCCGCCACAAAGACAGAGGACAAGGCUAAGGACAAAUCUGGCGGCAAAAAGAAACGCGGCCUCUGGUCGAAGCUGCGCGGCUCCGUGAAGCGAAAGCGAGAGGCGCAGCAGCCCGCGGAGGACAGCGACGACGAAAACCCCGAGGAGUUCAAAAAGAAACGCAAGCAAAGCUGGAUCGAACGCAGGAAACACAAGAGACAGAAACGCACACACAAGGAGAGGAAAACAGACGACUCGCGUGUCGACGAGUCUAGCUCGGACGAAGAGGAGCACGGGCAUCAGCGCCAUCACAAGGAUGUCACCGACGAGAUCCACGAGCACAUCGAGGAGGACCAGAGAGAGCCUAGUCACGUCGAACCGGAGGUGAAGGAGGCCCUGCGGACCAUAUCCUCUACCGUCAAGAGGAGCCUGAUCAGCUCCAUUGCCGACGACAUCGACCACGCAUGGAACAAGCUUUUGGGGAGGCACAGAAAGUGA
Molecule: messenger RNA, 597 nt
Organism: Babesia bigemina
Lineage: Eukaryota; Apicomplexa; Aconoidasida; Piroplasmida; Babesiidae
Exons: 1
Coding region: 1-597 (198 amino acids)
Source: RefSeq, a predicted model, not a curated record